Molecule: messenger RNA, 270 nt
Organism: Rotaria sp. Silwood1
Lineage: Eukaryota; Metazoa; Rotifera; Eurotatoria; Philodinida; Philodinidae
Source: the annotation of a GenBank genome assembly
AUGGCACUUGCUGAAAGUAUUGAAAUAAAGCCCCCAUUAAAUGCAGAUAUUAUUUGUCCAGAUGCUAUAUCAAUAUGUCCAUCGACUAGUACUUGUUGUAUUUCAACAGAUGGUGACUAUUCAUGUUGUCCAGUUCAAGAGGGAGUUUGUUGUUCAGAUCAUAAACAUUGUUGUCCAAAACAUUAUAAAUGUGAUCUAAAAAUCUUCAAGUGUGAUCGUGUUUUUAAUGCAAAAAUGCUGAGUGUACAACCAUCAUUACAUAAAAAUUAA